GUGGAGGUCUGGAGAAGAGAGGAGAGAGUGACAGAGGAGAGAAAUAAGGAAAAUGAAGAGGUUCAUAACGAUGAUCUGAAGAGGAGAUAAAGCUAAACAGCAGGGAGUCGUGCUCGGACAGGUUUAUUUCCGGAGCGCUGGAUUGUAUUUUGAGCUUUUUUUCCUAAUAUUGUCUCUGACGUUGGUGUCUUUUUCAUUCACGUCGCCUACAGGAUUGUCUCCAUGCUGAGGAAGGACACAGCUGGGAGUCUAAAUCUCUACUGAGGUGGAUGUUUUGUAGUAAACAAUCCUUGCUGACUGAUUUCUUACUCUGUUGAGUUGAGCAGCUGCUUACUGGGCUGAUGUCUUCUUGAAGAACUGGAAUCUCAGGUCUAUUUACUCCAGACCACAAGGAGAUAGCUCUCACGAUCAGCUCUCAGGGUCAACUAGUCUGAACUUAAAAGGUAGUGGACAUUAUAUCCACCGCCGAUGUCCUUUGAAGAACUCACACAAAAGUCGUGGAAAUUUGUAAAGCUUUGCCAUCUGACGAGCUGCAUUUAAUGCAUCCUGUCAAAUGGUGUAACGGGUGUCUGUGUGACCUGGGAUUGCAAAACUCCAAACUCCACUGCAAGAUGACGUCCGAGGAUCUCUUCAACCUGCCGCUCAACAUCUACAUCAUCAUCCUGGGCAUUGGCCUCUUUGUCCUCAUGCUCAGCGUCUUCUUCUGCUGCUACCUCUUCAGAUUGAGGCGACAAGGUGCUCGAGAACAGUAUGGCUACAGUGAGGUUGUUUUGAAAGGAGCAGAGAAGAAACUGAGCCUUCUUGGUCAAACAUGUGCGGUGUGUUUAGAAGAGUUUCGCAGUAAGGACGAGCUCGGGGUGUGCCCUUGUUCACAUGCUUUUCACAAGAAGUGUCUGCUAAAAUGGUUAGAAAUCCGCAGCGUCUGUCCCAUGUGCAACAAGUCCAUUUGUCGUCUCCAGCCGGACCCCCCACAAGCAUCCGAGCGACAACAAAGUCUCCUGGAGGUCUGAGAAGGAAACGCAUGUCCAGCAGUACCCCAUGUUCUCCACUAAAUAGUCAUCUGUCACUAUAGAGGGUCCUGUUUCACUGUCCAACAGACUGUAUUAAUAGUAAAGCAUUUUGAGGCAGAGCUACUGUGGGAUAAGAAAUUGUAAUAACUGGACAUAGGGAGCCAAAGAACCUAACAAGCAAGCUAAGACAUAUACGGUUGUGUUAGAGACUUUCGACCAAUUAAUGGAUUAACGCAAACUAGAAAGCUGCAGAUACUUUCCAUUAAAGUACCCCAGCUAGGCUGUGUUGAUGCACAAGUGCCUUAAAGCUGCAGCUCAAUCGAACGACCCUAAAAUCAAUUUCAGACUGAGUUGUUGGUUGUGAGCAAGCUAAUCCCAGUUAUUCUGUACGUGAGUAUUGGUGGAUUUGAAAACUCUUUAAUUGCAAGUACAAUGACUUAAGAAGAUCUGUGUUUGCCAUGUUUUGCUCUUUUACUUGAGUUACUGAUUUAACCUUUUAAUCUGGUAAAAUUCCCAGUCAUCCAGGUCGUGUUUAUCCAAGAACGUUAUAAUGGUGUGCAACCGGGCUUGGUGGUAGAUACUAAUAGACUAUUGAUGAAGAUCUCUCAUCAAACAAGCUUUUUCAGUUACUGCUGACUGUUGAGGAGCCCCAGGUAUUUAACUACAGCGGGGUCAGUUCACAAUUGAUGUGACUUGCUCAGUUGGUGCCCCUGGCUGUUUUAACGACAGUUGUUAGAUGUUGGAGUCACAUGGGACCAAGUGUAAACAACCAUCGUCUUUGCAGUCACCUGAGGCUUGGAAUGUGAAUGUUGGUUAAAUUAGCUGUAAAUGGAUGAUAGGACUACAUUGUAGGCGGUGGAUGAGAGGUGUCAUGGACCUCCUCCUCUGUUGGGCGGUGGUUUCUCUACUUUGAUGUAGAUGGCCUCCUUCACUCCUGUUUCAAAUCACCUGUCCCUCUUUUCUAAAAUAUGUGUGAUUGUUAUCAUUGGAGGUGUGUCCCUUAUCUUUAGGUGUAAUUAAACACAUGAAGUGUGUGCUCCUGUGUUGAUCCAUGCAUUUGUUUAUUGGUUGGUUAGUUUCAUCCCUGUGUGCAUUCUUCACUGCGUUGGACAGCAGACACUAGAUUUCUUUUCAAGGUGUGUGGUCUUUUAGAUGUACCAGUUCAUGUCCUAGUGUGUUGCUGGGUUUGAAAAACACAGGGAUGCAGUACUUGUUGAAGAUCAGUGUCUCAAAUACUCCAGACAUGUAAAAGAUGACUGUGAUGUUUGCACAUUAUCAGCUUUGUUCUGAUAACUCCUAGCUUGUGUUCCAGUGGAGCUGGAGGAACUUUCUACAGGAACUAGGAAACUUUGCAGAUACUGCAUUGGAACCUUUCCACUGCAGGAACCGGGGUCGCAAUUAAGAUCAGUGGAAAUCUUUUUACCCCCGAAAAGUCCCUUAACUGGAAGGAGUAAUUUGAAAAAGUAUAGAAACCUUUGGGCUGGGAUUUGCAAUUUUGAAGAGUCCUGAUUGGUCGAAUAUUUCUGCGAGAGCUUGUAAAAUACUGAUUCAUGAAUUGAGAAUUUGAGGUGUUUUCAAUGCCUCUUUUUACAGCCCUCUUGUCUCUUCAAGCAUUAAAUUAAGAUUUACAGCAGCAUGGCUUUAAUCUAUUCCAUGUUUACUGCUGUUUUGCUCAAUUUGUACAGUGUCAUCGUUGUCAAUCUUUUGCAUUGUGGCCUCCUGGUGGACUGGAGUGGAAAAGCUUGUUGUAGCCAUUGGUUGUUCCUUCAUUAGCAGGCUGAUUUGCCAAAUCUCUCCUGGUCCAUAGACUUUGGUGGAAACACUGAUGAACAGGUGUGCAAGAACCUUUUGGGUUCCUUGAAAAAAGUUCCUGCAAGUUCCAGUUACUUCGGUUGCAACACGCCUCACGUGUAGGUACUCCUGUGUGUGUAUAGGUUUAGAUUCUGCCAAGAUUACCAAGAUAGCUAGAGAGCCAGGAAGCUAUAGGCUCCUUCUCAAUUUUUGGGUAACUACACAGAUUAGAUGUUCAUAUCUUUCUUGUCUUAUUCUUGUUUUUUGUAGCAAGAGCACAUCUGCUUGUCUUUUCCAGUGGCCUUCAGUUUAAUAUUAGACGUAGGUAUACAGUUACCUUUAGAAGUAAGAUUCAUCCACUGAGCUUGGAUCAUCCAUCAACUAGAGAUGUGGGUGCAACAAUACAUAUUCUAAAAACAGGUAAUUCCAAAUGGUUUACUUUGUUUUUUCUCUCCACUGUAUUCAAGUUGCAUGUGGAGUCAGAUGACAUACUAACAUCUUAAGAGAGCAUCCCUCUAUGUGACAAAAAAACAGUUGUGUGGCCCUUAGCCAUUUCUGGGAUGUUGAUGUGUAGUGUCACUUCUGUAACUCAGCAAAUUAGUUUAUUUCUGCCUCCAGAGCAGCUCUGCCUCUGAGCCAUGUUUGUAUGACAGUUUGGCCCAUAAUUAUAUGCAGCUCCAUGUAAAUGUGAUCUGUCUGGGUUUAGCCUCAACUCCAGAGGCUGGAGCUUGGAAAGAGGAGGAUUCAACAACCAGACAACUAUUUUUGCGCCAGCAUUGAUGGGCAAUGCAGAGACUGCCGUGAAAGAUGUAGAACAUUUACAAUCAAAAUAACAUGAAGUCCUGUUUAAUUGAACAAAACAGGGUAAUGUUUAAAUUUAGAUUGAGUGUUGUGGUGUGUGUGGUUUGGCUGUAAUCUUCUGUUAUCUCGCAGUCCCACAGUAUGUUGCCAAGCUUAAUGAAGGUAAUGAAGCCCUAAAUGACAACACAUUGGAGCCAUAUGGGAUCUAAGAGAAAAGACAACUACAUGCUGUCAUACGCCUGUUCAGCUACAACAAAAGUUCUGAAGUGACUUAACCACAAAAUACACAUAAAUACAUACAGGAAAUUAUUUUUAGGAACUAUUUUGUAUCAUAACUGGCUCUCAAUAAAGGGCCUAGUAUGUCAGCUACAACACUUUGAGUGUCAUUUGUCUAACAGUAGGCCAUCCUUGGUAAAGACGAUGACAGAUAAAGCGACAAUUCAUCAAAUUAAUCUAAGCUCCUGACAUCUAAGAACCGCUCUGUACGGUUAUAAAUAGAAACACUGCACUGAUAUGAGGAACCUGUUUGAGCUGGUUUUUUGUCUGAGUGAGGUGCCUUUGAACACCAUUCUCUAAGGGUAGGAAUACAUUAUGAGUACUGUGCAAAUUGUAAAUGCUUUGAAUUUUCUAUUUCUGAAAAAAUACAGAAUCCGUGUUUUGAUAUUGUCAA
Platichthys flesus (European flounder) is the source of this 4272-nucleotide messenger RNA. RefSeq names its product RING finger protein 122-like. Gene Ontology annotation, molecular function: ubiquitin protein ligase activity. The coding region runs from base 540 to 1010 and encodes 156 amino acids. The record is from RefSeq and is a predicted model, not a curated record. NCBI's taxonomy places the organism in Eukaryota, Metazoa, Chordata, Actinopteri, Pleuronectiformes, Pleuronectidae. The transcript is spliced from 6 exons. Gene Ontology annotation, cellular component: endomembrane system.